Closterium sp. NIES-65 is the source of this 4063-nucleotide messenger RNA. NCBI's taxonomy places the organism in Eukaryota, Viridiplantae, Streptophyta, Zygnematophyceae, Desmidiales, Closteriaceae. The record is from the annotation of a GenBank genome assembly.
ACAUGUGAGAGGCUGGUGGCCUGCCUGCCAGCAACCUGUGGGCGAGCAUUCACGGAGAGGGAGGUGGCAGGGGCGUUCGUGGACUGUGCGCGCAUGUGCAUCAUUGCACCCUCCUCCAUCACCACCUAUGCCAACUCUUCCUGUCCCAUGCCAGGGAUCGCAUCGUUGUUUGUCAACACGCCAUGCAACGUCUCAGGCUCAGAAGCAACAGCUCAUUUAUGGCACAGCAGCCGCCGCAAGUUACCUCUCUUUCCUCUCCCCCACUCCCCCAAUCCGUGGUGCAUGGCUGGUUGCUCUCAGGCGCUCCACCGCUUCCGCCACUUUCACAGCUAUGGCCCGACUGACAGUGCUGCAGGUGGCGGUGUCGCGAGCCCUCUUCACCAUGGCCAAGGACAGGUGCCUGGCCGGCCACGGGCCGGGCUCCAAGCGAUCCCACACGCUGGGAGGGCCGGGCAGCGUGCGCUGGCAUGUGGUGGCCACCCUGUGCACCAUUCUGGGGGGGCCUGUGACGACCAUGGAUGAGUGCCGCAUGUAUGGUGCGGACGGGAAGCAGGUGAUGACGCUGGCAGACAUGUUUGCUUACCUCAAGUUCCGCCAUACCGGGCAUGUGAUCUCGGCGCAGCACAUGGUGCGGUGGGUGCAGACGGUGGCAGCGGCUGUGAGCUCGGUCACGCCCGUGCCGGAUGUGGCAGCGGCGCGCCUCAACACGCUCUUGCGCUCCUUUAAUGAUGCUGUCGUCUCCUCCGAUGCUGUCGGCUGCUCUCAAGGCGGAGCGUGGCUGCAGUGGCGCGCGGGAGUGACGCACAACACGACCAUCCAUGUGGGCGACAAGGUCACCUGGGUGUGGGAUGACGACCUCCCACACUCCCUCAAAGUGGCGGGGAUGGGGGAGGUGGACGACCCGCUGUUUCUGGGCUUCGGAGGGCACCGAUUGGCCGUGUCGCGCCAGCUGGCAUGCACUCCCCUGAACGUGGGCAAUGGGGACGCCUUUGAUGAGCCCUUGCCAUGCGUGCUCAAGAUAGACGAUGGGUCCGGUGUCUCCUUUGCGUACAGCAAGGUGUUUGAGGAGCCAAUCACCAUUCACUAUGAGGACGGCACUCUCUCCCUCGACGACUCCUCUUCCUCCUCCUCCUCGCCUUCUACCUCGUCUGCGUCUCUUCUCACUGUGCUGCCUGCACGAGCAGGAGCUGAGGUUGCUGGUGUUGCGAAUGCCACUGACACCAGCACACUCUCUAGCACUGCACGCGUCACCUCCACCAACACCACCACACCCUCCGCCUCCUCCUCCUCAGCAGCCUACGAGUGCUCGCCGGGGUGCCGACUGCAGCGGCUGGCGAACGGGGUGUGCGAUGCGGCGUGCAACACGCCCGCGUGCGCCUUUGACGGUGGCGACUGCGCGUGUGUCGACCCGCUCUUCGGCCCCGGCAUCUGCGCCUGCCCGCCCGGCCACACCCGCCGCGACGACGGCUCCUGUUGUCUGUCCACGGCGGUGGGAAGGGAUCUCAACUUCCCCUUCUCACUGCAGCGCUACGGCCCCAACUACACCGAGAGCAACUUAGCCUUUGCGGCUGAGAGGAGCAUUGCUGCCACACGCUACGUGUCACGCCGCAAUCGUCUGCUGGUCGGCAUGGUGCUGCAACAGGAGCGGCUGGGCACGCAGCAGUGCAGCAGACCGGGGCUGCUGCACCUGGCGGGGUGGUGCAGCAACGGCACGUCCACGGAGCCGUUUGGAGUGAACCCGCACUUCCUGCCCACGUCGGCCAUCUACGACAGCGCUGCCAGCGCCAACAUCACCCAGCUCGACAACAACACCUUCGGCUUCAAACUCAAGUUCAACCCGCAGGGCCUCCCCUACGGCUUCAUCUAUCCCACGGAGUCGCUGACCUCCUACCCUUUGGUGUUUGACAUUAAUCUUGAUAACGAAGCGGCCACAAGGCGUCUACAGUACCUGGUGGAUGGCAGCUACAUUGACAAUGGCACGCGCAGCAUUGACGUCAGCUUCAUCACCUUCAACGGCGAGACGCUCACGUUCGUGCUGACCACAGUGACCUGCACGCUAGACGCGGGCGGCAGCAUGGCAGUGAGCUUCAAGUCGCAGCCGGCAGCCAUGGCGAUGUACGAUGCAUCGGCGGGCAACAUCGCACGGCUGGUGCUGGAGAUGGUGUAUCUGGUGGGGCUGCUCUGGAAUGUGUGUGGCGAGCUGCAGGAGAUGGCCGACCGCGCCGCCACGGAUGGAUCUGUACUCAGCUACUUUGGCUGUUUCUGGAAUUGGAUCGAUAUGCUCUCCAUCGCGCUGCAAGUGACUGCGGUUGUUAUCUGGGUGGUGCUGUGGCGGUACGUGGAAGCAUUUGACAUGCAGCCACGCUACGACAUCUACUACACGCUGCUCGAGAUGCCGCGCUACUGGGCUGUGCCCAACCCGCCCACGGGCUUCAUCAGCGCCACUCAGGCCUUCGCUGAUCUGCGCAACAUCAUCAACCUCCGCGCCGUCUACUUCGCCCUCCAAGGCAUCAAUGUCUUUUUUAUGAUGAUUCGUCUACUCAAGGUGAUGGACUUCCAGCCUUACCUCGGGGUCAUCACGCGCUCGCUCGCCCUCGCCACGCCCUCGCUGCUGCACUUCUUCCUGCUCUCCUUUACCGUCUUCUUCUGCUUCAGCAUGUACGGCUACCUCGUCUUCGGAGGCACACUCGAGCUGUUCUCCACAGUAUCGGAGUCUAUGUUCUCGUUGUUCCUGCUUCUCAUCAACGACAAUGGGUCGGCCUACUUCUUGCAGCGCCUCGAGUCAUGGAACCUCAUAGCCGCGAUGCUCUUCUUUCUCAUGUUCAUCGUGUUCAUGGUCUUCAUCCUCCUCAACUUCCUCAUCGCCAUCAUUGUUGAUGCCUUCAUGGAUGUCAAGGACAGCGACACCGUCGCCACCUCUAUAGCCGCUGACCUUGCUCACAUCAUCAAGUACAAGUGGAACUGCUGGCGCGGCCGCUACCUGCCGUACUGUGUCAUUUUCGACCGCCUUGUGGACUUAGGUGCCAAGGACACUAGAGUAAAAGACGAGAACCCUCGGAUACGCCGCUUCAAGGACAUCCAACGGCGGGUAGCCUUUAUGCUCUCGGGCAAGCGAGGCAGCGGCGACAAGCCGACGCCUUUUGCCCGGUCAGGCAACCACCCCGCCUUCCCGUCCGCCGUCAGCGACUCUCGGGUGCGGCGGCAGCACGUGCUGACAGUGAGGGAGAAGCGCAUCGACGCCAUCUCGCUCGCCAUGAUCCUGCAGCGUCGCCAGGACAGGGCGGCCAAGAAAGCCCGCCAAUCUGCUGCUGCCAUGUCAUCAAGUACGCCUCGCUUCUCCCCGUCCCAGUGUGAGAGUGGCACGCAGUGGGGGGCUGCCCCCUGGACCGCAGACGAGGAGCAGCUGGAGCAGCUAUCGCAGGCGGUGGUGCUGCAAUGCGGCGAGGUGGUGAAGCAGUCCGUCCUGCCCGUCAAGAAGCGUGUGCAGAAGCUCAGCCUUGCCCACGUGCAGGAGAAGGUGGUCCAAGUGCAGGAGGAUGUGAUGCGCAGCCACGAGACAGCGGAGGAACUGAGGGGCAUGAUAGCGGACCUGCAGAGCGACAUGCGCUCCAUGAUAGCCCUGCUCGACCGCGCCCUCCCCUCCUUGCGCGCUCAGGCUCCGCUCCCCACUCCCUCCUCGGGACCACCGCUGCCAGGGUCGCGGUGGCCGGUGCAGCCAUGCCUGAAAGUGCCGCAAGGGGAAGAGGAGGGUGCGGGGCCGGGUGGGGAGGCGGGUGGGAUGGGCGUGGGGAAAGGAGCAGCGGCUGAUGCGGGUGUGCGAAGCGGUUCUGGCCGGUCGAAUGUGAGAGUGGGCUGCUUCCCAUCGCCAUCGUUGAGACGAGCGUCGCGGCAGGUUGUGUUUCAAGAUGAGGUGGAGGAGGGCGGUGAGGGUGGUGCAAGCGCGGAGGAGUCAUGGCAACAGCUGUUGAUCGAAAACGAAGACCAAGUUUCACCGAGAGGAACUGAAAUUAUUGACUGUUUCUCCAGUUACUCUAUAAGGCCCACCCUCAACCUUCCUAGUUGA